AGCAGAUCCCAUCGAAAUAAAUUAAUAAAUUCACCAUACGAGCUUUCUUCUUAAAACCCUCGAGAGAAUUCACCUUCUCUUUUGCUUCGAUUGAUAUAUUUUUAUUUUUCUUUCUUAUAAUUUUUUUUUUUUGGAACAGAACUGUAAGAAAGAAAGAGAGAGAGACAGACAGAAAAGAAAGAAAGAGAAAGCAAGAAAAGGGCGUCCUAUGCUAGGGGACUCAAGUAGUAGUGUGCUAGCAACCACAACAGCCGCCGCUGCUGCUACUGCUGGUGGUGGUGGUGGUGCUGGUGGUGGAAGCAGCGGUGAAGCUCCUCCUCCUCAUCUUAACCAGCUACUCACUGGUGGUGGUGGUGGUGGUGGUGAAAUUAACACUGCUAGCGAAGUUGGUCAUGUGGGUUCUAAUAAUUCAGGUGAUGAAGAUAAAGGAGGAAACGGCGGCGGUGUUGGUGUUGGUGGUGGUGAUGAUGGUGACCGGAGCUUUGGUGGUAACCGGUGGCCUAGACAAGAAACUUUGGCUCUUUUGAAAAUAAGGUCCGAUAUGGACGUGUCGUUUCGCGAUGCCAGUGUAAAGGGUCCUUUAUGGGAAGAGGUUUCCAGAUGGGAUACAAAGAGUUUUUUUCUUUUGUUGGAAACUGGUGAUUGCAGGAAGUUAGCAGAGCUUGGUUAUAAUCGAAGCGCAAAGAAAUGCAAAGAGAAAUUCGAAAACGUUUAUAAGUAUCACAAGAGAACCAAAGAAAGCCGAACUGGUAAACAAGAAGGAAAGACGUAUAGAUUUUUCGAUCAAUUAGAAGCAUUUGAACAUCAUCCUCUCUCAUUUUCUUCAUCCCAACCGCAGCCACAGCCACAGCCGCCGUCACAGCCACCACAGCCGAAGCCUCAAGCUCCGGCGGUAACAACAAUAGCAAUGCCAAUCGUUAAUCAUCCUCAUACUCUUUCUACUGUUCCAUCGACAUCAAUAGCGACGGGUACGACCACCACGGCAGCAACUGCCACAUUAGCUACACAUGUAUCACAUCAUCAUCAUCUUCAAGGCAUUGUUACAACAGGAAUAAAUCUAACAAUUCCUUCGGUGCAACCGACAAACCCUACUGUCUUACCCUCUGCGCAAGCAACAAACCCUAUUCAGUCUUUGUCACCGGAUCUUUUCUCGAAUUCGACUUCUUCUUCUUCUACGUCCUCGGAUGUGGAGCUACAAGGGCGGCGAAAGAGGAAAAGGAAAUGGAAGGAUUUUUUUGAAAGGCUAAUGAAAGAAGUGGUGCAUAAGCAAGAGGAUAUGCAAAGGAAAUUCUUGGAGGCAAUUGAGAAACGCGAACAUGAUAGAAUUGUUAGAGAAGAAUCUUGGAGAAUGCAAGAAAUGGCAAGAAUUAAUAGAGAACGUGAAAUUUUAGCACAAGAAAGAUCAAUAGCAGCUGCCAAGGAUGCUGCCGUGAUGGCAUUUUUACAAAAACUUUCCGAGCAACAAAAUCCAGGCCAAGUACUAAAUAUUCCACCACCAGUACAACCACCACAGCCACCGCCAUCGCAUCCACAACCUCAACCACCACCGCAACCAGUAAUACCAACACCAACACCAGCAUCAGCACCAGCACCAGCACCACAACCGUUACCCAUUACACCAGUUGCAUCAACAUCACCACUGGUACAGACGGUUACAACUCUGGACACGAAAUCUGAUAAUGGGGAUCAGACGCUUGCACAAGCAAGUUCAUCAAGAUGGCCUAGAGUAGAAGUGCAAGCUUUAAUUAAGUUAAGGACAAAUCUUGAUUCGAAAUAUCAAGAAAAUGGACCAAAAGGCCCAUUAUGGGAAGAGAUUUCAGCGGGAAUGAGAAAGCUCGGGUAUAAUAGAAGUGCAAAGAGAUGCAAAGAGAAAUGGGAAAAUAUAAACAAGUAUUUCAAGAAAGUGAAAGAGAGUAACAAGAGAAGGCCUGAAGAUUCAAAAACAUGUCCAUACUUUCACCAACUUGAUGCUUUGUAUAAAGAAAAGCACAAGACUUGUGAUGGCAUUGGUUCUUCUUCGUCAAAUAUUCAAUUGAAGCCGGAAAAUUCAGUGCCUCUAAUGGUACGGCCGGAGCAGCAAUGGCCACCGGCGCCUUCUCAACAUGGAGUUGAUACGGUUAUGGAGGAUUUGGAAAGUGAUGAUCAUCAAAAUCAUCAAGAUGAUGAUGAUAAAGAUAAUGAUGAUGAUGAUGAUGAUGAUGAUGAAGCUGGAGGAUAUGAAAUUGUACCAAAUAGACCUACAUCAAUGAGCUCAACUGGGUGAGAGUUUAACUUUUAUUCUUUUUGCAAAAGUGGAACGAUGGUGGUGGGUCAGAUUCCGGCAACCGUGAAUUGGGGUGGAGGAAUCAAAAAUCUGUAAGCAAGAACAGAUGGAGGUGAGAUUGUAGUUAGCAUAUAGUCAGUGGAUUAUAUGUUUAAUUAUUUUUAUAAUUUAUUUAUUUUUUUGCUAAAUAAAUAAGAGAGACAAAAGAGAGAAAGAAAGAGAGAGAGGUCAGAAAGAGGUUCAGGUUCCAAAGAAUAAAUAGAAAUGAGACUAGUGUUGUAUUUUUGUUUAUUUCUCUUUUUCAUGCUCUUGUAAAUGUUAGAAAUGUUUGUUUCUGGUCU
This is a messenger RNA of Jatropha curcas, 2604 nucleotides long. RefSeq names its product Duplicated homeodomain-like superfamily protein. The record is from RefSeq and is a predicted model, not a curated record. Lineage: Eukaryota; Viridiplantae; Streptophyta; Magnoliopsida; Malpighiales; Euphorbiaceae.